Molecule: messenger RNA, 29248 nt
Organism: Coregonus sp. 'balchen'
Lineage: Eukaryota; Metazoa; Chordata; Actinopteri; Salmoniformes; Salmonidae
Source: the annotation of a GenBank genome assembly
AUGGCAAGCACCGAACAGUCUGCUGUUGACUAUGUCCAAAAUAGCAAAAUACUUCUUGUGGAUAGCCUUGAGAACCCCACCCUGGUUAUUGACCACUUGCAUGAGCAAAUGGUUCUCCUUGAGGAGGAGGUCUCUUACCUGUCCUCCAUGUAUGAGAAGUCUGAUAGAUCCAGAAAAAUGCUGGACCUGACUGUUUGCAAAGGGGAGCCUGCCUGCUAUGAGCUUUUAAAGAUAUUGUACACCACCAGGAAAGUUUCACUGAAACAAGAUAUGCAUUAUUGGAUCAGCUGCUUUUCUUUCGGAGAUGACCCAGAGCUACAGAGUGACUUCACUCCUACUGGUAUGUGAUAUUGACAAUUAAAUCUGAUUUGUGGUAACUUAACACUAACUGUAAAAUUGUUAUAGAGCAUGCAUUACACAUCUAUAAGGACUAAGCAAAGCGUAAACAUCACAUCAUAGCUACAUAGAGCAUUAUUAAAGCUUAAAGGGGAACAACAUCCAAAACCAUUCAUUUAUUAUUGCUCCUAGAACUCCAUGGCUCAGUUAUAGACAGUUGGUCAGGACCCGCUCCUCUACCCUUUAGCUAGACCAAGCAAGUGCCUAACUCUGCUAACUCUGCCUUGCCACCGGACUUCCUCAGCCACUGAUUUAGUUAGAGCUUUAGUCAUUUAGAUAGCAUAAGAACACAUCAUAAGCCAUAGCAAAAUGGGUCUAAUAAUUGCAGGAAAUUACCUUUAAAAACAGAAACAUUUUCUCUCCGCCGCCUAGAGGGUGGUCUCUGUGAUAUAACACAUCUUGGUUGACAUUAUGACACCUUAUCAAGCCCAACUAACUCCUCCAUGCGGCUUCCUCUUCAAACAUAACAAUCCCAGUAUCAAUAUGAAUACAAUCGUUAAGCUUUAAUAAUACCCCAUAUACAGUGGGGAGAACAAGUAUUUGAUACACUGCCGAUUUUGCAGGUUUUCCUACUUACAAAGCAUGUGGAGGUCUGUAAUUUUUAUCAUAGGUACACUUCAACUGUGAGAGACGAAUCCAGAAAAUCACAUUGUAUGAUUUUUAAGUAAUUAAUUUGCAUUUUAUUGCAUGACAUAAAUAUUUGAUACAUCAGAAAAGCAGAACUUAAUAUUUGGUACAGAAACCUUUGUUUGCAAUUACAGAGAUCAUACGUUUCCUGUAGGUCUUGACCAGGUUUGCACACACUGCAGCAGGGAUUUUGGCCCACUCCUCCAUACAGACCUUCUCCAGAUCCUUCAGGUUUCGGGGCUGUCGCUGGGCAAUACGGACUUUCAGCUCCCUCCAAAGAUUUUCUAUUGGGUUCAGGUCUGGAGACUGGCUAGGUCACUCCAGGACCUUGAGAUGCUUCUUACGGAGCCACUCCUUAGUUGCCCUGGCUGUGUGUUUCGGGUCGUUGUCAUGCUGGAAGACCCAGCCACGACCCAUCUUCAAUGCUCUUACUGAGGGAAGGAGGUUGUUGGCCAAGAUCUCGCGAUACAUGGCCCCAUCCAUCCUUCCCUCAAUACGGUGCAGUCGUCCUGUCCCCUUUGCAGAAAAGCAUCCCCAAAGAAUGAUGUUUCCACCUCCAUGCUUCACGGUUGGGAUGGUGUUCUUGGGGUUGUACUCAUCCUUCUUCUUCCUCCAAACACGGCGAGUGGAGUUUAGACCAAAAAGCUCUGUUUUUGUCUCAUCAGACCACAUGACCUUCUCCCAUUCCUCCUCUGGAUCAUCCAGAUGGUCAUUGGCAAACUUCAGACAGGCCUGGACAUGCGUUGGCUUGAGCAGGGGGACCUUGCAUGCGCUGCAUGAUUUUAAUCCAUGACGGCGUAGUGUGUUACUAAUGGUUUCCUUUGAGACUGUGGUCCCAGCUCUCUUCAGGUCAUUGACCAGGUCCUGCCGUGUAGUUCUGGGCUGAUCCCUCAUCUUCCUCAUGAUCAUUGAUGCCCCACGAGGUGAGAUCUUGCAUGGAGCCCCAGACCGAUGGUGGUUGACCGUCAUCUUAAACUUCUUCCGUUUUCUAAUAAUUGCGCCAACAGUUGUUGCCUUCUCACCAAGCUGCUUGCCUAUUGUCCUGUAGCCCAUCCCAGCCUUGUGCAGGUCUACAAUUUUAUCCCUGAUGUCCUUACACAGCUCUCUGGUCUUGGCCAUUGUGGAGAGGUUGGAGUCUGUUUGAUUGAGUGUGUGGACAGGUGUCUUUUAUACAGGUAACGAGUUCAAACAGGUGCAGUUAAUACAGGUAAUGAGUGGAGAACAGGAGGGCUUCUUAAAGAAAAACUAACAGGUCUGUGAGAGCCGGAAUUCUUACUGGUUGGUAGGUGAUCAAAUACUUAUGUCAUGCAAUAAAAUGCAAAUUAAUUACUUAAAAAUCAUACAAUGUGAUUUUCUGGAUUUUUGUUUUAGAUUCCGUCUCUCACAGUUGAAGUGUACCUAUGAUAAAAAUUACAGACCUCUACAUGCUUUGUAAGUAGGAAAACCUGCAAAAUCGUCAGUGUUUUUAUUGCACUGCUUUGCUUUAUCUUGGCCAGGUCGCAGUUGUAAAUGAGAACCUGUUCUCAACUGGUUUACCUGGUUAAAUAAAGGUGAAAUAAAUAAAAAAUAAAAGUAUCAAAUACUUGUUCUCCCCACUGUAGCUAUAGUGCCAUGUGUUUUAUGUGCUUUUAGAUGCUUCAUAAUAUACAGUUAAUGUAAAUCAUUACCAAAAUAUCUUAGAAUCCAAUGGAUAACAAGUCAUUUUAUAAUAAUACUACAUUUGACGCUUGAGUGGUUCAGUUAUCUGCCAGACAUUUUAUUUAAUGCUCAAAUCCUGUAAUUUUCCUUGUUUCCUUAUUGCUUUAUCUUUUUUUUCUAGAUUCAAAACCUUGCUUCAAGUACAUGAGACAGUUGAAAUCGAAAGCGAUUCGGAUUUGUAAGGCAAGAUGGAAAAAACGUAUGUAUUGGCUAGAAAAUAGUUGUACAUUGAAACCAUUCACAUACAUACCUCUUGUUUUGGACGCAGACAGAAGUGUAUUUAAAAAAAGCAAGAUCUACAAAAGCAAGAUCUACAAAACAUCUCGCUCAAAAAAACUUCAAACUUACAUUCCUUCAUUCAUUACAAAAUUAUCCCCUGAUCAUUUACUGACAGGAAAUGAGAAAAACAUUCUGCUGGUUGGAAAACCUGGAAUAGGUAAGACUACAGUUGCCCUGGAGAUUUUGAAUCUUUGGGCACAGAAAGAGGACAAUACGGUGAACUACAUGUUUUACUUCAAUGAUUCCUUGAUGAGGUCUAUGUCACACUCUGAUGACCCCACAACUCUGAAGUCACUUUUGUUUGGCAAAUACGUCAAACCAGAGGAAGGGAUUGAUGAGAUUUUGCAAGAUAUUGAACAGAAUUCUGAAAAUGUCAUCAUUGUGUUUGAUGGAAUCAUGGAGACAAUCAGCAAUUCUGUAGUGAAGCGCAUUUUAGAGAAAGACCUUCUGUGUGAUGCUAAGAUUGUGGCCACAUGCAGACCAGAAGCAGAAGACAGUGGGUUUUUGUCUGACUGGCCAUCUUACCGAGUGGAAGUGCAAGGAUUCAAUAGCGAGUCAAUCAGUGCUUUCUUUAGGUGGAUGUUAGAUACGGAUGAGGAUACCGUUUGCAGAAUUUUGAAGAACCCUGAACUCUUUAGUCUUUGUCAUGUCCCAAUGUACGCCUUCAUAGUGACUGGCUGCAUCUGUUUGAGUGUUUCUGAAGCUAAAGAUCAUCCCUGCACUGUAACAGAAAUGUAUGUACAGAUCUUGCGAGAGAUGUUGAAAAAACGCAAUGACCAAACUACAGGACACCUGGAUGAAUACAUGCAUCGCCAAAAGGAGUCUAUCAGGUCUCUUGCUGAAAGCGCUUACCAAGCAAUGCUGGGUAAAACAGUCAGCGUGACAAGAUUGGAUUGCAAAGACCACAGUGUGCCAGAUGCUUUCCUGACAUCAUCUGCAACUAAGGACACAUCUUGGGUCUUUCUCCACAACACAAUACAGGAGUUUUUGGCCUCUGUUUUCCUGUUGAUGACACCAGACAAAAUCACCCAAGUCCUUCAGCAGUACCUGUGACACUCUGGCUCCAUGGACUUUGAUAUUUGAGCCAGGGUUGUUCAUUUUCAUUUGUUUGGGUGUAUUUCUAUGUUGGGGUGUCUAGGUUGUUGAUUUCUAUGUUUGGUGAUUGUGCUUGUUUAGUCAUAUGACUCCCAAUCGGAGGUAACGAGUGUCAGCUGUCGGCUCGUUAUCUCUGAUUGGGAGCCAUAUUUAUACUGUGUGGUUUCUCCUUGGUUUUGUGGGUUUUUGUUCCAUGUUCCUUUACAGUCAGUGUCACUGUGGACUUCACUUUCGUCUUUUGUUUUGUAGUUACGUGCUGUCUUUAUAAAAGUCAUCAUGUUCACUCCACGCGCUGCGUAUUGGUCCGCUUCUUCAGACGAUCGUGACAGAAAAACCCACCAAAGAAAGACCAAGCAGCGUGUCCAGGAGCAAGGAGACUGGACAUGGGAGGAGGCACCGGGCAAGGAGAUAGAGAGGCUGGCGAUGGCCCAGGUGGGCACAUCGUGGUCCUGGGAGGACAUGCUCGGAGGCAAGGGACCUUGGGGAAGGAUCAAGGCCCUGGCGAGAGAGGAGCAACGGCGGCAGCAGGGCCAUCGUCGGAGGGUCGUGAGUCAACCCCAGAAAAUUUUUAGGGGGGGGCACACGGCAUGGACGACGGGGCUGACGGAGGAGAAAAGGGGGAGUAUCCAGGAGGCCACCAGGCCAGGGGUACACCGCCCUGUAUGUCCUGUGCGGAUGCCUCACACAGAGUGUGUGAGGGUAGGCAUUCAGCCAGGACGGGUGGUGUCCGCUGUUCGCUCCAGGCCUCCUAUCCGUCUCCACAGCCCGGUCCGGCCUGUUCCUGCCACCCGCACCAAGUCUACGGUGUGCGUCGCCAGCCCGGUCCGGCCUGUUCCUGCCACCCGCACCAAGUCUACGGUGUGCGUCGCCAGCCCGGUCCGGCCUGUUCCUGCCACCCGCACCAAGUCUACGGUGCGCGUCGCCAGCCCGGUCCGGCCUGUUCCUGCCACCCGCACCAAGUCUACGGUGUGCGUCGCCAGCCCGGUCCGGCCUGUUCCUGCCACCCGCACCAAGUCUACGGUGCGCGUCGCCAGCCCGGUCCGGCCUGUUCCUGCCACCCGCACCAAGUCUAUGGUGCGCGUCGCCCGGCCAGAGUCUGCCGUCUGCCCAACGGCGCCUGAACUGCCCGUCUGCCCAACGGCGCCUGAACUGCCCGUCUGCCCAACGGCGCCUGAACUGCCCGUCUGCCCAACGGGGCCUGAACUGUCCGUCUGCCCAACGCCGUCUGAACUGCCCGUCUGCCCAACGCCGUCUGAACUGUCCGUCUGCCAAGCGCCGCAGGAACUGCCCGUCUGUACUGAGCCUGCAAAGCCGCCCGUCUGCCAUGAGCCUUCAGAGCCGUCCGCCAGACCGGAGCCGCUAGAGCUCUCCGCCAGACAGGAGCAGCCAGAGCCUUCCGCCAGACAGGAUCAGCCAGAGCCUUCCGCCAGACAGGAUCAGCCAGAGCCUUCCGCCAGACAGGAUCAGCCAGAGCCUUCCGCCAGACAGGAUCAGCCAGAGCCUUCCGCCAGACAGGAUCAGCCAGAGCCGUCCGCCAGACAGGAUCAGCCAGAGCCUUCCGCCAGCCAUGAGCAGCCAGAUCCGUCAGCCAGCCAUGAACAGCCAGAUCCGUCAGCCAGCCAUGAGCAGCCAGAUCCGUCAGCCAGCCAUGAGCAGCCAGAUCCGUCAGCCAGCCAUGAGCCGUCCAGCCAGGAUCCGCCAGAGCCAGCCAGCCAGGAUCCGCCAUUUAGUCAGGUACUGUCCCUUAGUCCGGUGCUGCCCCUUAGCCCAGUGCUGCCCCUUAUCCCGGUGCUGCCCCUUAUCCCGGUGCUGCCCCUUAUCCCGGUGCUGCCCCUUAUCCCGGUGCUGCCCCUUAGUCCGGUGCUGCCCCUUCGUCCGGUGUUGCCCCUUAGUCCAGGUGGGGUUAGUUGGAGGGUGGUCAUUGGGAGGAGGCUACUGAAGCAGGUUGUGACUGUGGUGGGGUGGGGAUCACGACCGGGGCCAGAGCCGCCACCGUGGACAGACGCCCACUCAGACCCUCCCCUAGUCCUUAUGUUGGUGCGCCCGGAGUUCGCACCUUUAGGGGGGGGGUACUGUGACACUCUGGCUCCAUGGACUUUGAUAUUUGAGCCAGGGUUGUUCAUUUUCAUUUGUUUGGGUGUAUUUCUAUGUUGGGGUGUCUAGGUUGUUGAUUUCUAUGUUUGGUGAUUGUGCUUGUUUAGUCAUAUGACUCCCAAUCGGAGGUAACGAGUGUCAGCUGUCGGCUCGUUAUCUCUGAUUGGGAGCCAUAUUUAUACUGUGUGGUUUCUCCUUGGUUUUGUGGGUUUUUGUUCCAUGUUCCUUUACAGUCAGUGUCACUGUGGACUUCACUUUCGUCUUUUGUUUUGUAGUUACGUGCUGUCUUUAUAAAAGUCAUCAUGUUCACUCCACGCGCUGCGUAUUGGUCCGCUUCUUCAGACGAUCGUGACAGUACCAGACCGAAGAAGGAAAGUACUUGAAGCACAUUUUCUCGUUCUUGUGUGGACUUACUAGUCAGUCCAAUAACAUGGUUGAAUCAAUUAAAUUCUUGAUUUCUGAGGAAGAGGUGAAAGAACUAUCUGACCAGUACAUUGAAAAGAUCAUAGACACAUUCAUCUGCUGUGAGACACAGCAGGACCCUGAUGAAUCCAAUUCAGAUGUUGAUGUGGAAAAUCUACUCUUCAUUUGUCAGUGCUUGUAUGAGCACCAGUCACCUGAGGCCUGCUUACUCCUCCUAGAAAAAGUGGGCUACGAGUUUGAUCUCAGUGGAGAACAUCUUGAUCCUCAACAGUGCUGUGCAGUGUCAUAUGUGAUCAACCAAUCCAAAGACAGGAAUGUUCGACUGGACCUGGAGAACUGCUCUUUGUCUGAUCCAGGACUAAGGCUGAUUCUCAGGGCUUUGGAAAAUCUCACAGUGCUCAGGUAUGACUCUUACAGUGGGGAAAAAAAGUAUUUAGUCAGCCACCAAUUGUGCAAGUUCUCCCACUUAAAAAGAUGAGAGAGGCCUGUAAUUUUCAUCAUAGGUACACGUCAACUAUGACAGACAAAAUGAGAAGAAAAAAAAUCCAGAAAAUCACAUUGUAGGAUUUUUUAUGAAUUUAUUUGCAAAUUAUGGUGGAAAAUAAGUAUUUGGUCAAUAACAAAAGUUUCUUAAUACUUUGUUAUAUACCCUUUGUUGGCAAUGACACAGGUCAAACGUUUUCUGUAAGUCUUCACAAGGUUUUCACACACUGUUGCUGGUAUUUUGGCCCAUUCCUCCAUGCAGAUCUCCUCUAGAGCAGUGAUGUUUUGGGGCUGUCGCUGGGCAACACAGACUUUCAACUCCCUCCAAAGAUUUUCUAUGGGGUUGAGAUCUGGAGACUGGCUAGGCCACUCCAGGACCUUGAAAUGCUUCUUACGAAGCCACUCCUUCGUUGCUCGGGCGGUGUGUUUGGGAUCAUUGUCAUGCUGAAAGACCCAGCCACGUUUCAUCUUCAAUGCCCUUGCUGAUGGAAGGAGGUUUUCACUCAAAAUCUCACGAUACAUGGCCCCAUUCAUUCUUUCCUUUACACGGAUCAGUCGUCCUGGUCCCUUUGCAGAAAAACAGCCCCACGUCUGGCACUGCAGGAUUUGAGUCCCUGGCGGCGUAGUGUGUUACUGAUGGUAGGCUUUGUUACUUUGGUCCCAGCUCUCUGCAGGUCAUUCACUAGGUCCCCCCGUGUGGUUCUGGGAUUUUUGCUCACCAUUCUUGUGAUCAUUUUGACCCCACGGGGUGAGAUCUUGCGUGGAGCCCCAGAUCGAGGGAGAUUAUCAGUGGUCUUGUAUGUCUUCCAUUUCCUAAUAAUUGCUCCCACAGUUGAUUUCUUCAAACCAAGCUGCUUACCUAUUGCAGAUUCAGUCUUCCCAGCCUGGUGCAGGUCUACAAUUGUGUUUCUGGUGUCCUUUGACAGCUCUUUGGUCUUGGCCAUAGUGGAGUUUGGAGUGUGACUGUUUGAGGUUGUGGGCAGGUGUCUUUUAUACUGAUAACAAGUUCAAACAGGUGCCAUUAAUACAGGUAAGAAGUGGAGGACAGAGGAGCCUCUUAAAGAAGAAGUUACAGGUCUGUGAGAGCCAGAAAUCUUGCUUGUUUGUAGGUGACCAAAUACUUAUUUUCCACUAUAAUUAGCAAAUAAAUUCAUUAAAAAUCCUACAAUGUGAUUUUCUGGAUAUUUUUUUCUCAAUUUGUUUGUCAUAGUUGACGUGUACCUAUGAUGAAAAUUACAGGCCUCUCUCAUCUUUUUAAGUGGGAGAACUUGCACAAUUCGUGGCUGACUAAAUACUUUUUUCCCCCACUGUGUUACUAUUACAGAGCUUGAUAGUAGCCUUAUUUAUAUGACUUCAUCAAUGUGUCACAAUGACACCCCGUAAAUAUACAGUCAGGUCCAUCAUUAUUGGUGCCCUUGAUAAAGUACUGAGCUAUAUUGUAUGCAAAAAAAAAAAGGAUAUAAUAUUAUUUUAUACAUACAAACUAUAUAUACAAAAGUAUGUGGACACCCCUUCAUAUUUGUGGAUUCGGCUAUUUCAGCCACACCCGUUGCUGACAGGUGUAUAAUUCUGAGCACACAGCCAUACAAUCUCCAUAGACAAACAUUGGCAGUAGAAUGGCCUUACUGAAGAGCUCAGUGACAUUCAACGUACCUGCCUGAAUGCAUUGUGCCAACUGUAAGGUUUGGUGGAGGAGGAAUAAUGGCCUGGGGCUGUUUUUCAUGGUUCAGCCUAGACCCCUUUUAGUUCCAGUGAAGAGAAAUCUUAACGCUACAGCAUAAAAUGACAUUCUCGACGAUUCUGUGCUUCCAACUUUGUGGCAACAGUUUGGGGAAGGCCCUUUCCUGUUUCAGCAUGACAAUACCCUGUACAUAAAGCAAGGUCCAUACAGAAAAGGUUUGUUGAGACUGGUGUGGAAGAAGUUGACUGGCCUGCACAGAGCCCUAACCUCAACCUCAUCGAACACCUUUGAGAUUAAUUGGAAUGCCGACUGCGAGCCAGGCCUAAUCACCCAACAUCAGUGCCCGACCUCACUAAUGCUCUUGUGGCUGAAUGGAAGGAAGUCCCCACAGCAAUGUUCCAACAUUUAGUGAAAAACCUUCCCAGAAGAGUGGAGGCUGUUAUAGCAGCAAAGUGGGGACCAACUCCAUAUUAAUGCCCAUGAUUUUGGAAUGAGAUGUUCAAUGAAAGAGAUUUUGUAACAAGUAAUACAAAAAAUCUAAAAAAGAUAGGUCAAAAUUAUAGGUAGCACCCUCCCAUUGUGAGGAUAACAUCACUGAGCCUUUUUCUAAAAUGUUUUAACAGGUUGGAGAUCAUAGCCCAUUCCUCCAUACAGAAUAUUUCCAGUUCCUUGAUAUCCUUAGUCUAUACUUAUAGACUGCCCUCUUCAACAACCACAGCCCACUGGGCACAGACGUCAACGUUGAUUCAACCUGUGUGUGCCCAGUGGGAGGUUUUCAAUGGUAUUGGUAUUCAAGUCCGGAGACUGAGAUGUUGAUUUUGUGGUCAAUUAACAAUUUCUUUGUGGAUUUUGAUUAGUGCUUGCUGGAAUAUCCACUUGCGGCCAAGUGUCAGCCUCCUGACAGAGGCAACCAUGUUUUUGGUUAAAAUGUCCUGGUAUUUGGUAAAGUUCUUGAUGCCCUUGACCUUAACAAGGGCCACAAGACCAAUGGAAGCAAAAUAGCUCCAUAAAAUCAAAGAUGCACCAUCAUAUUUUACCCAAACUGAUCUCAUAGUUUCACUUCGGGAUUUGAUGGAAUUGGAUGAACGUCGAUUUUUGACACAUUAAUUCCGCGUGGUUACUGGGUUCAUUUCGCGUGGUUAUAGGGUUAAAACCGAAACAACUCAAAGGGUUAAGUUUAGGUAUUAAUUCAGAGUGGUUAAGGUUAGGGCUAUGGUUUGGAGAAGGCAUAAAAGUAAAUAAUAAUACAAAUACACUGUUUCCAUUAGGGCUGUCCCCGACCCCAAAAAAUAUUGGUCGACCGCAAUUGAUUUGAUUGUGCCGCCUGGCUCAGACUUGCUGCGCUGUGUUUUUUAAAAAAAAACAGCAAGUGACUGUGUGACUAGCACCGGUUGUCUUUCUCUCCUCCUUGCUACAGUGUGUACAGCGCUGUCCGUGUUGCUGAAGCUGCAACAUAGUUACAGUAAUUUCUAACUGAAAAGCUAUGUUACCGAAAUAUGUUUAGGAAAAACAUUCCCUCAACCCUUGCUCUCUUUAUGUGACACAUGUAUGCUUUGCAUGCACGUGACCAAUAGGACCUAUAGCAUAUCAUAAUCACAUCAAGAAAUUGGUUAUAACAAACUCUGAACACUGUAACACAUGUGACAGCCAAAUGGAUGCGGAGGACGUGACAAAUAAACUCGAAACAGGGGAAUGUUUACUGGUUGCGCAGGAGGUAAAUGGGAAGUCAGAUGUGUGGAAUACAUUUGACUAGUUGUGGAAAAUACUGGAGAUCAAGAAAAAGAAGGUAUGGAGCAAGUGCUGCGUGCAACAGUCGCAUUCAUUCGUGAAUGCAAUGUCCGCAAUGAAACAGUUUAAGCCUAUUUAUUGUUUAUGCUAAUUAUUCAAUGGUCGCUUUGUUAUUUUAUUUUAAAACUAAAAUGCUUGAUUGCAUUUCACAUCAUGAAUGAAUCAUAUUCUGUGUGAUGACAUUAAUUAAUAAAUGAUUGAUUUAUACAGUAGCCUACAUAAAUAUUGAAAUAUAGGCCUAAGUAAGUAUUAAGACUAAACAGAAUGCGCUCUUAGGCCUACAGCUCGAUGGUGGUUAUAGAAGGCUGCUAUACUAAGCCUACUAAUUAUAUUGACAUUACUUAAUAUUAUAAUGAUGAUCAUAAUAAUAAUAAUAAUAAUACUAAACACAAUAAGAAGGAGCUCAAGGGAAAAGCAGGGUUAUUAUUAUUAUUAUAAAUAUACUUUUUCGGACAAUUUGGAACAGUGUAAACAACACUAAAUAAAUUAUAAAUCAUACAAGAGAGGCUGGUCUAACGACAAAAAGUGUAAAGCCUUUAUUACAGCAUAGCGAAGAUUAAAAACAUGAUUUUGUUAUAUAACUAGGCAAGUUCAGAAUCGUGGACAGCAACCGCUAUCCAACGUGAGAGAAAACGGAUCUGUUAUAAAAUUAUUAUAUAAAUUAGUGUUGCACCAUUGUUCCUAUGUAAUAUAACUAGAGAGAGAGAGAGAGAGAGAGAGAGAGAGAGAGAGAGAGAGAGAGAGAGAGAGAGAGAGAGAGAGAGAGAGAGAGAGAGAGAGAGAGAGAGAGAGAGCCCUAUAGCUGUACAGCAAAUCAGGAAUCUUUUGCAAGGGAGAACUGCGGCUACUGUCUCUGGCUGUGUGGAGAGUAGUCCACGUAGACUCUGUGCCACAAAAUGAGUGACAAAACCUGGCAAGAUAAUUUCAAGUCAUUUGAUUUUCUGUCGAGUCUCAACUCAUCAAAUUUGUGACUCUCAGACUCUAGUCCAAGUCAUGUGACUGGAUUCCACAACUCUGCGGUUUCCACAGUGGACUUAUCAGUUUUACACAUGCAGGGUAAUAGACUCUGUAGACAUUCAGGCUGGCCGGAGGCCCUAAUAUUUACAGAAGGCUGGAGUGGAGUGUUUAGCAACAUGGUUUGUUUUAUGGGGACAUAAAGAGGAACAUACGCUAAAGGCUAAUCCAUCCCCAGAUCAAAACACAGCGGGUGUGUCAGGGUCACUGUGGUUCAUGUGUGUGUGUGUGUGUGUACUUGUGUGUUUGUGUGCAUUUGUGAGCACACUUUCAUAUGUGUGUGUGUGGGUAACCAUAUAUAUGUGUGUGUGUGUGUUCGUGUAAGCACACUACCAUGUAUGUAUGUGUGUGUGUGUGUGUGUGUGUGGGUGUGUUUACUAACUAGAUAGCAGAGUCUAUCCCCCUCUCUCCAGUCUGGCUGUCUAUGUGAGCAUGUUUAUCUAGGGCUGGAGUUUUAACUUAAUCACUGCAGCCUUACGACUCGAUCACACCGACAGCGGCAUUGCGUUUUGGUACACCAGAAGUACAUUCAUUUCCAAUGGAAUGCUGCGUUUGCCUUGCAGCAUUGCAUUUCAGAGGCAGUUGCAGUGCGUUCUGUGUUCUGUGUGGUGCAUACGUUGGAUUUAUCCAACGUGUGCAUCAAAUUGUAUGCAUAGAUUUGACAGAAAUAGUAAUAAAAGGUGAAUGUUGAACUGUUGUUGCUCACAUAUCCAAUAACAAUGUUGCAUUGCAUAACUGCAAAAAUCUCUGAAGCUGGAGACACUUAUCUCCCUCACUAACUUUAAGCGUCAGUUGUCAGAGCAGCUUACCGAUCACUGCACCUGUACACAGCCCAUCUGUAAUUAGCCCACCCAACUACCUCAUCCCCAUAUUGUUAUUUACAAUGUUAUUUAUUUUGCUAAUUUGCACCCCAGUAUCUCUAUUUGCACAUCAUCUUCUGCACAUCUAUCACUCCAGUGUUAAUACUAAAUUGUAAUUAUUUUGCACUAUGGCCUAUUUAUUGCCUUACCUCCAUAACUUGCUACAUUUGCACACACUGUAUAUAUAUUUUCUGUUGUGUUAUUAACUUUAUGUUUUGUUUUGUUACCCCACCAAGUACUAAGUCAUGUUUUGCAGAGGGGUCAAAUACUUAUUUCCCUCAUUAAAAUGCAAAUCAAUUGAUAACAUUUUUGUCAUGCGUUUUUCUGGAUUUUUUUGUUUUUAUUCUGUCUCUCACUGUUCAAAUAAACCUACCAUUAAAAUUAUAGACUGAUCAUUUCUUUGUCAGUGGGCAAACGUACAAAAUCAGCAGGGGAUCAAAUACUUUUUUCCCUCACUGUACAUGGUUAAGAUUCCUCUAAAUAAUUUGAAUGACUUACAGAUGCUAUUUUACUACCACUGCUGCUAUCACUAUUUCCAAUUAUGACAAAUGUCAAACAUUCUGCUUUUGUUAGCUCUAAUGUAGGCCUACAUUGAUGAUAAAAUAAGUGUCUCAUCUUAACAAUCUUUUAGGUUAAUUUCACUCAAUGAUCAGAAAACACAUUCAUGGAAUGAGGAAGUGAAGUCAUUCCAGAUGGAUCUUUACAUCCAAGGAGCUCUCUAUGAGAUGAAGACGGGACAGAAAUGUGUACAGGGUCUGCUCCCUGUGCUUGCUCAUUUGAUUCACUCUGACUCUAUAGAGGAACAGAGCAAAUUCAUGGUUAGUCUGUACUCAAAGGCCCAUGACACCCAGGAAGGAGUUCUACCAGUGUUGCAGCCUGUUUUCCAGACAACUCCUGCAGUAUGGUACAUAGACCUCUCUGAGAAAGGAACCUCUGGCAUCCUUAAAGUGCUGAAAUUCCAGAAUGUGAAGAAACCAGUUGAGUUGUGGUGGUCGGAUAAAGAGAGUGAGAGGGAAUUGGCUGUUUUCCUUCAGUGUCUACCCCUAGGUGAGUCUAUAGUUGUGUAAUGAUCUUGAGAUGUUCUAGCAGUGUCCUAAUCUUGGCCUAGGAAGGCCACCAAAAAUUCAGACAUUUCCAUUCCGAACUACAACAUUUUCCGUCUAGAUAGAACUGCCAAAGGGGGUGGAGUUGCAAUCUACUGUAGAGAUAGCCUGCAGAGCUCUAUCAUACUAUCCAGGUCUGUGCCCAAACAGUUUGAGCUUCUACUUCUAAAAAUCCACCUUUCCAAAAAUAAGUCUCUCACUGUUGCCGCUUGCUACAGACCCCCCUCAGCCCCCAGUUGUGCCCUGGACACCAUAUGUGAAUUGCUUGCCCCCCAUCUAUCCUCAGAGUUCGUACUGCUUGGUGACCUAAACUGGGAUAUGCUUAACACCCCGGCCAUCCUGCAAUCUAAACUAGAUGCCCUCAAUCUCACACAAAUUAUCAAGGAACCUACCAGGUACAACCCUAAAUCCUUAAACAUGGGCACCCUCAUAGAUAUCAUCCUGACUAAUUUACCCUCUAAAUACACCUAUGCUGUCUUCAACCAGGAUCUCAGCGAUCACUGCCUCAUUGCCUGCGUCCGUAAUGGGUCCACGGUCAAACGACCACCUCUCAUCACUGUCAAACGCUCCCUAAAACACUUCAGCAAGCAGGCCUUUCUAAUUGACCUGGCCCUGGUAUCCUGGAUGGAUAUUGACCUCAUUCCGUCAGUAGAGGAUGCCUGGAUGUUCUUCAAAAGUGCUUUCUUCUCCAUCCAUUAAAUAAGCAUGCCCCAUUCAAAACAUUCAGAACUAAGAACAGAUAUAGCCCCUGGUUCACUUCAGACUUGACUGCCCUUGACCAGCACAAAAACAUCCUGUGGCGUAUUGCAUUAGCAUCGAACAGCCCCCGCGAUAUGCAACUUUUCAGGGAAGUCAGGAACCAAUAUACACAAUCAGUUAGGAAAGCAAAGGCUAGCUUUUUCAAACAGAAAUGUGCAUCCUGUAGCACUAACUCCAAAAAGUUUUGGGACACUGUAAAGUCCAUGGAGAAUAAGAGCACCUCCUCCCAGCUACCCACUGCACUGAGGCUAGGUAACACUGUCACCACCGAUAAAUCUACUAUAAUCGAGAAUUUCAAUAAGCAUUUUGCUACGACUGGCCAUGCUUUCCACCUGGCUACCCCUACCCCGGCCACCAGCUCUGCACCCUCCGCUGCAACUUGCCCAUUGCCCCCCCCCGCUUCUCCUUCACCCAAAUUCAGAUAGCUGAUGUCCUGAAUGAGCUGCUAAAUCUGGACCCCUGUCAAUCACCGCAUUCUUAUUGGCAGACUAAAUAGCCUUGGUUUCUCAAAUGACUGCCUCGCCUGGUUCACCAACUACUUCUCAGAUAGAGUUCAGUGUGUCAAAUCGGAGGGCCUGUUGUCUGGACCUCUGGCAGUCUCUAUGGGGGUGCCACAGGGUUCAAUUCUCGGGCCGACUCUAUUCUCUGUGUAUAUCAAUGAUGUCGCUCUUGCUGCUGGUGACUCUCAGAUCCACCUCUACGCAGACGACACCAUUUUGUAUACAUCUGGCCCUUCAUUGGACACUGUGUUAACAAACCUCCAAACGAGCUUCAAUGCCAUACAACACUCCUUCCGUGGCCUCCAACUGCUCUUAAACGCUAGUAAAACUAAAUGCAUGCUCUUCAAUCGAACGCUGCUUGCACCCGCCCGCCCGACUAGAAUCACUACUCUCGGCGGGUCUGACUUAGAAUAUGUGGACAACUACAAAUACCUAGGUGUCUGGUUAGACCGUAAACUCUCCUUCCAGACUCACAUUAAGCAUCUCCAAUCCAAAGUUAAAUCUAGAAUCGGCAUUCUAUUUCACAACAAAGCCUCCUUCACUCAUGCUGCUAAACAUGCCCUCGUAAAACUGACUAUCCUACCGAUCCUUGACUUCGGCGAUGUCAUUUACAAAAUAGCUUCCAACACUUUACUCAGCAAAUUGGAUGUAGUCAAUUCAAUUUCAAUUUAAGGGCUUUAUUGGCAUGGGAAACGUGUGUUAACAUUGCCAAAGCAAGUGAAGUAGAUAGUAAACAAAAGUGAAAUAAACAAUAAGUAUUAACAGUAAACAUUACACUCAGAAGUUUCAAAAGAAUAAAGACAUUUCAAAUGUCAUAUUAUGUAUAUAUACAGUGUUGUAACAAUGUGCAAAUAGUUAAAGUACAAAUGGGAAAAUAAAAUCAACAUAAAUAUGGGUUGUAUUUACAAUGGUGUUUUUUCUUCACUGGUUGCCCUUUUCUUGUGGCAACAGGUCACAAAUCUUGCAGCUGUGAUGGCACACUGUGGUUUUUCACCCAGUAGAUAAGGGAGUUUAUCAAAAUUGGGUUUGUUUUCGAAUUCUUUGUGGAUCGCUGUAAUCUGAGGGAAAUAUGUGUCUCUAAUAUGGUCAUACAUUUGGCAGGAGGUUAGGAAGUGCAGCUCAUUUUCCACCUCAUUUUGUGGGCAGUGUGCACAUAGCCUGUCUUCUCUUGAGAGCCAGGUCUGCCUACGGCGGCCUUUCUCAAUAGCAAGGCUAUGCUCACUGAGUCUGUACAUAGUCAAAGCUUUCCUUAAGUUUGGGUCAGUCACAGUGGUCAGGUAUUCUGCCACUGUGUACUCUCUGUUUAGGGCCAAAUAGCAUUCUAGUUUGCUCUGUUUAUUUGUUUGUUCUUUCCAAUGUGUCAAGUAAUUCUCUUUUUGUUUUCUCAUGAUUUGGUUGGGUCUAAUUGUGUUGUUGUUGCUGUUGUCCUGGGGCUGUGUGGGGUCUGUUUGUGUUUGUGAACAGAGCCCCAGGACAAGCUUACUUAGGGGACUCUUCUCCAAGUUCAUCUCUCUGUAGGUGAUGGCUUUGUUAUGGAAGGUUUGGGAAUCGCUUCCUUUUAAGUGGUUAUAGAAUUUAACGGCUCUUUUCUGGAUUUUUAUAAUUAGCGGGUAUUGGCCUAAUUCUGCUCUGCAUGCAUUAUUUGGUGUUUUACGUUGUACACGGAGGAUGUUUUUGCAGAAUUCUGCAUGCAGAGUCUCAAUUUGGUGUUUGUCCCAUUUUGUGAAUUCUUGGUUGGUGAGCGGACCCCAGACCUCAGAACCAUAAAGGGCAAUGGGUUCUAUAACUGAUUCAAGUAUUUUUAGCCAGAUCCUAAUUGGUAUGUCAAAUUUUAUGUUCCUUUUGAUGGCAUAGAAGGCCCUUCUUGCCUUGUCUCUCAGAUCGUUCACAGCUUUGUGGAAGUUACCUGUGGCGCUGAUGUUUAGGCCGAGGUAUGUAUAGUUUUUUGUGUGCUCUAGGGCAACGGUGUCUAGAUGGAAUUUGUAUUUGUGGUCCUGGCAACUGGACCUUUUUUGGAACACCAUUAUUUUUGUCUUACUGAGAUUUACUGUCAGGGCCCAGGUCUGACAGAAUCUGUGCAGAAGAUCUAGGUGCUGCUGUAGGCCCUCCUUGGUUGGAGGGCCUACCAAAGCCCCAUAUACUACCCACCAUUGUGACCUGUACGCUCUCGUUGGCUGGCCCUCACUACAUAUUAGUCGCCAAACCCACUGGCUCCAGGUCAUCUAUAAAUCACUUCUAGGCAAAUCCCCGCCUUAUCUUAGAUCAUUGGUCACCAUAGCAACACCCACCCGUAGUAUGCGUUCCAGCAGGUAUAUCUCACUGGUCAUCCCCAAAGCCAACACCUCCUUUGGUCGCCAUUCCUUCCAGUUCUCUGCUGUAAAUGACUGGAACGAACUGCAAAAAUCUCUGAAGCUGGAGACACUUAUCUCCCUCACUAUCUUUAAGCGUCAGUUGUCAGAGCAGCUUACCGAUUACUGCACCUGUACACAGCCCAUCUGUAAUUAGCCCACCCAACUACCUCAUCCCCAUAUUGUUAUUUACAUUGUUAUUUCUUUUUCUCAUUGGUACCCCAGUAUCUCUAUUUGCACAUCAUCUUCUGCACAUCUAUCACUCCAGUGUUAAUACUAAAUUGUAAUUAUUUUGCACUAUGGCCUAUUUAUUUCCUUACCUCCAUAACUUACUACAUUUGCACACACUGUAUAUAGAUUUCCUAUUGUGUUAUUGACUGUACGUUUUGUUUAUUCCAUAUGUAACUCUGUGUUGUUUUUAUCGCACUGCUUUGCUUUAUCUUGGCCAGGUCGCAGUUGUAAAUGAGAACUUGUUCUCAACUAGUUUACCUGGUUAAAUAAAGGUUAAAUAAAAAAUAAAUAAAUAAAAUCACUGGAUCUAUCAAGGCGUCAGUGUAAUGCGGUAGGCGAAGUCAGGCACAGGACACAGAGCUAAUCAAAAGGCGUACUUUACUCGUAGGUAAAAGAAUGAACAACAACCUCCACGCAGGGAGGGAACAAACCUGCACACUAAUGACAACCAAAACAUGAACAAACACGCACAACACACAGUGUGAGACAGAGGGUUAAAUAGGGAAGACAUCACUACAUGAUGGGAAACAGGUGUGACCAAUUAAGACAAAACAAGUCGAACAUAGAUACAUGGAUCGGUAGCAGCUAGUACUCCGGUGACGACGAACGCCGAAGCCUGCUCGAGCAAGGAGGAGGGGCCGCCUCGGCUGAAUCCGUGACAGGAUCUGAAUGUUCUUUGAGAAUAGACACACACAAAAAAGCUACAGAAGACUUGUCAUAAUCCAUUGUUUUUGUAUCUAUCUUUGUCUCUUUAAUCCAUUGGCAUAGUUCGAAGAGAAAAGUUGCUUACUAUCUCAGUGCAGAAUGAGACAUGUUAUCUGGUGUAAGAGGUGUUCCCCAUCAGAGACCCUGACAGUCUAUAAUCUAAUGAUCUUCUAUUCAACAUGAAGAGAGGGUUCCGAGAGGUUGUACAGUGAGUAUUAGGGUCAAUUUCUUUAUUUGAUUUUUAACAAUGUAUUUUCAUUCUAAAUUAUAUAGAUUCAAGGACUGCAUUCCAAACACCAAUGAUGCUAUAAAGGUGCUUGUGGAUCUCUUCAUCAAUGCAUCAAAGUUGGAAGGAGAGACACUAAAGAUGCUUUCAUCAGUAUGUGGAUACUCAGCAUUCCCCUUUGUGACAACGCUGGACAGUGUGCUUUUCUGUUAGAUCUUUACUCACAUGUGAGCGACUAUGAGACUAAAACAAGCAGAAGUAUCCUUCCAGCGUUACUGUCACUUUACCAGUCAACUCCUGAAGUCUGGUCCAUAGACCUCUCUGAGAGAAAGGCCUCCCUCCUCCUAGAAGUGCUGAAACUCCAACCAAAGAAACCAGUAGAACUGAGGGGCUGGUCAGAUGAUGAGAGUGAUGUGAGGAGUUUCCUUCAGUGUCUGCCCUACAUCUCAUACCUCAGGUUGGUUUGUUCAAAAGUUCUCUGUUGUAAUCAUAUCGCUGACAGAGAGUAAUUUAGAUGCCAUGUGGAAUUAUGAACUUGGGCCCAGUUUCCCAAAAGCAUCUUAAGGCUAAGGUUCUAAGGAUAAACUUAGUCUUAAUAUGCUUUUGGGAAACCGUGCCUUGGUCUUUGCAUUUAUCAUACUUGUGUGUAUGAUGUAGAGGUCUAUGUGUACCUUUUAUGUCAGGCUAAUAAUGUUUUUAUACUGACAGGUUUUUCUACAGACAGGAUGAAAGGGAGCUGCCUGAAGAGUGGAGGAUCACAUUUCCUCCAUGGAUUUGUAAUUUCCUUUUGAAAGUGUUUGUUCAAGGAGCUGUUAAUGACAUAUUGACAGGACAGAGGUCUGUUGAGGCACUCGUGUCUGUUCUGGGGUUUGCUCAUUCAAAAGACUCUCCAGAGAAGUGUAUGCUUCUGUUAGAUCUGUACUCAAAUGCGAAGGACUAUGAGAUUUCAACAGGCUACAGUAUCCUUCCAGCAUUACAGCCAGUUUACCAGUCAGCUCCUGCAGUCUGGUCAAUAGACCUCUCAGAGAGAAAGGCCUCCCUCCUCCAAGAAGUGCUGAAACUCCAACCAGAGAAGAAACCAGUAGAGUUGAGGGGCUGGUCAGAUGAUGAGAGUGACGUGAGGAGUUUCCUUCAGUGUCUACCCUACAUAUCAUACCUCAGGUGGGUUUGUUACCAACCUGGCUUGUGUUUUUCUCUCUCUAUUGAAUUAACAGUUAACUAUAUCAUGGAACAUUCAGUGUUUUGCGAUAUAUUGACCAAUCAUUUAUUUACAAUUUGAUAUAUUUGUAUACAUUAAAAUGUUUUCAUGUGUCUUUGCCUUGUUUAGAUUUUUCGCUCCCAGUUGUGACUGCCAGUUCUUCCUGUCCCUGUGUGAUGCACUCUCUGUGGUUUCUGAGGGAGAUGCACAGAUAUCUCACUCUCUCCUCCAGGCCCUACACUACACUCUCACAUUGUCAGGGUGGUUGCCCAGUGUAAGCUGCAAGGCAGUAGGAGCAGUCCUAGGCCAGUCCACUGCUGACGAGAAACUCGACGUCACUCUCACCCCACAGAGUAUCUCUCUCCAAGGAGCUAAACUUCUCUUCAAACAAGUGAAAGAGCUUCACAAGCUUAGGUAUUUCAAUAUUUUUAACACCCUAGAGUCUACUGAUGCACUGGUGCGUCAAAAUAAGUAACAAAAAUCCCCAUCAAAAUCCGUCAGUUUAAACUAGCGAUAUCUGGGCUGCGUCUCAAUCCACCACAUCUGCCUAUAGUGGUUUCCACAUCUGCGGUGGAAGGUGGCCGAUCUACAGCGGUGUUUGUCAGACCAUGAAACAUCCCGAAAAUCUGUUUUGUCACGAAAACGUACAGUGAGGGAAAAAAGUAUUUGAUCCCCUGCUGAUUUUGUACGUUUGACAACUGACAAAGAAAUUAUCAGUAUCAUUUUAAUGGUAGUUUUAUUUGAACAGUGAGAUACAACAACAAAAUGCCAAAAAAAAACGCAUGCCAAAAAUGUUAUAAAUUGAUUUGCAUUUUAAUGAGGGAAAUAACUAUUUGACCCCCUCUCAAUCAGAAAGAUUUCUGGCUCCCAGGUGUCUUUUAUACAGGUAAUGAGCUGAGAUUAGGAGCACACUCUUAAAGGGAGUGCUCCUAAUCUCAGUUUGUUACCUGUAUAAAAGACACCUGUCCACAGAAGCAAUCAAUCAAUCAGAUUCCAAACUCUCCACCAUGGCCAAGACCAAAGAGCUCUCCAAGGAUGUCAGGGACAAGAUUGUAGACCUACACAAGGCUGGAAUGGGCUACAAGACCAUCGCCAAGCAGCUUGGUGAGAAGGUGACAACAGUUGCUGCGAUUAUUCGCAAAUGGAAGAAACACAAAAGACCUGUCAAUCUCCCUCGGCCUGGGGCUCCAUGCAAGAUCUCACCUCGUGGAGUUGCAAUGAUCAUGAGAAUGGUGAGGAUUCAGCCCAGAACUACACGGGAGGAUCUUGUCAAUGAUCUCAAGGCAGCUGGGACCAUAGUCACCAAGAAAACAAUUGGUAACACACUACGCCGUGAAGGACUGAAAUCCUGCAGCGCCCCCAAGGUCCCCCUGCUCAAGAAAGCACAUAUACAGGGCCGUCUGAAGUUUGCCAAUGAACAUCUGAAUGAUUCAGAGGAGAACUGGGUGAAAGUGUUGUCGUCAGAUAAGACCAAAAUGGAGCUCUUUGGCAUCAACUCAACUCGCCGUGUUUGGAGGAGGAGGAAUGCUGCCUGGAAACAUUAUGCUUUGGGGGUGUUUUUCUGCUAAGGGGACAGGACAACUUCACCGCAUCAAAGGGACGAUGGACGGGGCCAUGUACCGUCAAAUCUUUUGUGAGAACCUCCUUCCCUCAGCCAGGGCAUUGAAAAUGGGUCGUGGAUGGUUAUUCUAGCAUGACAAUGACCCAAAACACACGGCCAAGGCAACAAAGUAGUGGUCAAGAAGAAGCACAUUAAGGUCCUGGAGUGGCCUAGCCAGUCUCCAGACCUUAAUCCCAUAGAAAAUCUGUGGAGGGAGCUGAAGGUUCGAGUUGCCAAACGUCAGCCUCGAAACCUUAAUGACUUGGAGAAAAUCUGAAAAGAGGAGUGGGACAAAAUCCCUCCUGAGUUGUAUGCAAACCUGGUGGCCAACUACAAGAAACGUCUGACCUCUGUGAUUGCCAACAAGGGUUUUGCCACCAAGUACUAAGUCAUGUUUUGCAGAGGGGUCAAAUACUUAUUUCCCUCAUUAAAAUGCAAAUCAAUUUAUAACAUUUUGACAUGCGUUUUUCUGGAUUUGUUUGUUUUUAUUCUGUCUCUCACUGUUCAAAUAAACCUACCAUUAAAAUUAUAGACUGAUCAUGUCUUUGUCAGUGGGCAAACGUACAAAAUCAGCAGGGGUUCAAAUAUUUUUUUCCCUCACUGUAUGUAGCGUCCGAAUGGUUUGGCCUACAAGCUAUUAUGACCACUCUAUGGAAAGGGGGAACUCUCACGAACACGAUGGCUCAUCUGUAGGUAACCGGUACCGGUUUAGAAAAUGAAAGGAAGUAUGGAGGUACAGUAGUUUUGUGCCUACCUCCAAAAAAGUGUUAAAUAUGUGUAAAAAUAUAUAUAAAUUUCCUGAGCUUUCUUAUGUCUCCAAGAUAUAGGACAGACACUUCAAAAUCUUAUUCCUUAUGAUACAUUUUUUGACUUUAUUUUUUUGCCAUUUAUUAAUGUGGGAUUUGGUACUAAAGUAAUUAAUUCAAUAUUCAAUAUAUUUUGAUUUGUUGAACACUUUUUUGGUUACUACAUGAUUCCAUAUGUGUUUUUUCGUAGUUUUGAUUUCUUCACUAUUAUUCUACAAUGUAGAAAAUAGUAAAAAAUAAAGAAAACCCCUUGAAUGAGUAGGUGUCCAAACUUUUGACUGGUAGUGUAUAUUUUUUAUAUACAGUACCAGUCAAAGGUUUGGACACAUCUACUCAUUCCAGGGUUUUUCUUUAUUUUUACUAUUUUCUACAUUGUAGAAUAAUAGUGAAGACAUCAAAACUAUGAAAUAACACAUAUGGAAUCAUGUAGUAACCAAACAAUUGUUAAACAAAUCAAAAUAGAUGUUAUAUUUGAGAUUGUUCUUGGUAAAAUAGCCCUUACACAGCCUGGAGGUGUGUUGGGUCAUUGUCCUGUUGAAAAACAAAUGAUAGUCCCACUAAGCCCAAACCAGAUGGGAUGGCGUAUCGCUGCAGAAUGCUGUGGUAGCCAUGCUGGUUAUGUGUGUCUUGAAUUCUAAAUAAAUCACAGACAGUAUCACCAGUAAAGCACCCCCACACCAUAACACCUCCUCCUCCAAAAAUCUCAAAUUUGGACUCCAGACCAAAGGACAUUUAAACUAUUUAAACUGAAUCAUGUUGCAUCAAUUAAAACAUCAAUUUUUGUUUCAUUUUGAUCUAAACUAAGUACAUUUUCAAAGUUUAAUCAAACACGAAAUUUGGAUGGUUGAUGUGACGUCGUUGCCCGUGAGUAGUUUGUUCAAAUGACAAAUGUACCUAAUUUAAUGGACAUCCAGCAAAUAUUAUAUCAAUCCAAGUUUAAUUACUCACAGCUUUGCAUUAGUAACGUUGUGUUGAAACCUAUUCUUGAAGGUUAAUAAUGUAUGGUUUAACAUACUUUUUGUAAAUGUUUUCAGAAUGAAUGAAAUGGUAACAGUGAAGCUGGCUAGGAUGUCACUUUUGUGCAAAAGGCCAAUGAUCGUUGAGGAGCUGACCCUGGUCUUAUCUAGGCCAAAUCCAACAGAACAUGUGCAGUAUAGAGUGAUCAGUAGUUUAGCUUCACUGCUGACAGUGUGGACCAUAAGGAGCUUGGAUCUGACAGACUGUCCCAUCGAGGGUUACCUUCUUACUACCCUGUUGUGUCAUCAGGGUACGCUCACUAUCAGGCAAGUUUGUUUACCUAGUAUGUGGACUCUCAAACAAAAUGUCUCUAAAUGUGGGGUUUGCAUGUUAGGGAUUACCGUUUGAAUUGUCGAGAAUCCGCAUUGGUUUGUGUGUGUUUCUAUCUGCCUGUAUUCCUCCAUGACAGACUAAGUGAGGAGAUUCUGCAACAGCUGGCUGUUGUGGUGUAUGAGGCUCAGGACGUGGAACUGACCCAGUGCUUCCUGAAGAAGGUUGAUGGAGACCUGUCUAACUGUAGACUGGACUGGGAUGUGCUUCACUACCUGCUGAAGAGCACCACACAACCCAUCACCAUCAACCUCAUGAGGAGCAGAAUCAGACAGCAAGACAUACCUCAUCUUCUCCCGUUCCUGAAUAAUAUUCACUUUCAAAGGUCUGGUUAAAACAAUAUGAUGAUUGCUAUCAUCAGGGCCAAUAUCUUUGUCUUUCACAGUGAACAUUCAAUAACUAACAUGUAGCACCUAAUACAACAAUGUCUGCCUUCUUUUCUGCAGAAUGAAUUCCCACUUUGAGAGGACAGCGUUGAAAGAAAUACACAAGCAACGUGCUGGUCACAUGGUGACUACUUUAGUGAGGUCAUCAGAUGAAUGGAUCAACUUGAACAACCUGGUCUUGAACCAUGAUGACUGUGAAGCACUGCGCUUUGCCUUACACUACAGUGAUGGGGUCAAACUCAACCUGUUGUGGACCAUCAUUCCAAAGGAGGAGAUGGGGAGGAUCCUGAUUCUUCUACACAGGGUCUCUGAACUCAGGUCUUUGUCCACAUCACUGUCUAUUAGUGUCUCAAUGUGUUUUUUCUUGUACCUGAUUUAAGUAUUUGGUUUCUAGUUGAUUGGAAUGAGUGAAUUACAGUUAAUUGCACAUUAUUUUAUGUCCACCCAUGGUCCUGACUGUCCUGACGACCUUGCAGGGUAGACAGGAAACUACUCCUGGAGCUCCUCCAUGCCUGGACAGGGUUGAUAACACAAACAGAGGCACCCACUGCACUCUUGAGGGCUCUGCAUCACAAACUGGACCUCUCUCGCUCUUCUGCCAUGGAUCUGUCAGGGCAGGAGGAAGAGACUGUUUUGAGCCUCAGUUCUCAGGACUGUAGGGUCAUCUCUGCAGCCAUCCAUAAAGCUGAUGGUGACACAGAGCUGAUUCUACACGACUGUCAGGUUGAGGAUGCAGGACUAGAGGAGUUUUACAAAGAGUCCAUUUUACAAAGAGUCCAUUUGAGGUGAGAUGCCUUAAGCAGGUUUUUGCCUAUUCAAUUGAUAGUUUAUUGAUGGCAUAUAUAGACUAUCUAUAUGGGACUAUCCAAAUAAUGUAGGGCCCAGACGUUAUACUCUCAUGAGUGCUUUACUUUUGAAUUUCCAGUAGUGACACUGUUUAACUUUGUUCCCUCAUAGCCUUGGAAAACCUAUUUUGCUACAGCUCCUUCACUUGAUAUUUGUGGAAGAUGGAGGCAGGUCAGUGAGAAUUGCUUCACUACUAUCCAGAGCCCUGGGGAAGGAACUGGACCUCAGUCAGACCCUGUUGGACCUGAUGGCCUGUUCAUCACUGGCAUUGAUUCUGGAGCACUCAGAAGGGUUUUCGAAGCUGGACCUCAGCGACUGCCACCUCACCGACACACAUUUGGAGUUUCUGCUCACACAUCUGCACAAGGCACAAGUCCUAAAGUAAGGAUAUUUUCAGAUACAGUACAUUGAAUUAAGCAUAUUCUUUAUUUUUCAAAGUACUAACCCUUAGAGUGAUGACAUACAGGAAUGACAUAUUCGGUGGUGACAUAUUACGGUUACAUUGGUCACUUGUGGACCAGCACUCUUAAACCAUGAUCUCUUUUUCAGUCUAUGCAAUAAUGAAAUCACUGACGAAGGAGCUAUGAAACUAUACAGGAUUAGAAACAGCAUUACAGAAACUGUAUGGUGAGUAAAGGAGUGUUGAUAAUGUCUAUGGUUCCUUUACCUAGUUAUAACGUGUCUCAAUUAAGAAUCAUUUCUCUCCACAGGCUUUGCAACAACAAGAUCACUGAGUUUGACAGCUUCUUAGCGGAUAAACGUUACAAACUGUUGCCUGCUCACGUGUCAGGAAUGCAGGACCGACACAUUACAAACUUGGGCUCUACCUCUGUGAGAGAAGAGACCUCUAAAGUGUUUUCAAAGGUAGAUUGAUUUAAAGAGCAACAACAGGAACUGCCAUUUAAAGUCAGGUUUGCAAUCGAUUUGCAAAAUACUUACUUUUUCUUAGACAUAGGCUACAUAUUGUGGCAUUUGAAAAUGCUAAUUUUACUGUCUGUCACCUCUCAUGUACAGACCAAACCCAUUAUUACAGAAUAUGACCCUGAGAUAGUUGAAGAAGUUGAAGAAAGCAAGAUUUCCUACAGGUAACUCCCAUAGAUUGAAUCAAUUAUAACUACUGUUACACCUAAACAAGUAAGCUUCUUCCUCUCCUAUUUUCAUAAUGGAGUUUUCACUCUUAAGCCAACAAUCAUAAUAUGCACUGAUAUGAUAAUGUAACAUGUAAUAUGUCCUAAUAACAGAACUGUAGCUUUCUUAGAAUAACCAUUUUCCCUGUGCCCUGAGACCACCUUUAUAACAUAAGGCUAAUGUGCUUCUAUUUUAUGAUGCUACCCAGGUUCCAGUGUGAGUUUCGUGGCAAGUUCCAGUGCAAAGCUACAGGGCUGGUAUUUGGGAUGAGGGAGCCAGGUACCGUGGAGUAUAGUGUGGACCACUGGGACAUGCACAUGCUUGCUGACACCGACUAUGAGCCUGCAUGUCCUGUGUUUAAGAUCAGCUGUCCGGAGGGACAUAUGUACCAACUGCACCUACUUCACUGCGAGACUGAGGGUGAGUUUAAGCACUUUUUGAAAUAACCUUUUUUUCCAACAAUAAAUGUAUUCAAAAUGUUAAUUCAACAAAACAUGAGAAAGGUAAAAAUGGUAAGAAAGCAUCUGGAAAUAUUCAUGACGGUACACCUAAUUGUUUGUUUGUGUGACUGUCUCAUUAUUUUCCAGUCUACGCAGCUGAGGCUUUGUCUGUGGCUCACAUAUGCAGCAAUCGUCUGGAGAUUCUGGUACCUAAGAGGGUGACACAUUCACAUGUGAUUAUAAACAUCAAUGGGCUCUCCAGCUGGACUGUUGUCCGCAGCAAGGCAAAAAUAAAAAAACAAAUCAAUGGGCAGGUGCUUCUUUUUCUGGAGCUAAACGUUACAGAAGGACAACACAAGCUCUGGGUUUACCUAUUGCCCCGCAACGUGCCAUACACUGAGGUAAAUAUCACAUUUCUUUGUUUUAAUGUCCAGUAAACCUUCUCACAAUAAUUUCUUAGAUGUGGACUCCAAGUUCUUCUGUGACGGCAUUCAAUCCAUAUUUCAACUCAUUCCAAGUUUUUUUAGUUUUUUUUAUUUCACCUUUAUUUAACCAGGUAAGCCAGUUGAGAACAAGUUCUCAUUUACAACUGCGACCUGGCCAAGAUAAAGCAAAGCAGUGCGAUAAAAACAACAACAACACAGAGUUACAUAUGGGAUAAACAAAAAUGUACAGUCAAAACACAAUAGAAAAUCUAUAUACAGUGUGUGCAAAUGUAGUAAGUUAUGGAGGUAAGGCAGUAAAUAGGCCAUAGUGCAAAAUAAUUACAAUUUAGUAUUAACACUGGAGUGAUAGAUGUUCAGAAGAUGAUAUGCAAAUAGAGAUACUGGGGUGCAAAUGAGCAAAAUAAAUAACAAUAUAGGGAUGAGGUAGUUGGGUGGGCUAAUUACAGAUGGGCUGUGUACAGGUGCAGUGAUCGGUAAGCUGCUCUGACAACAGAUGCUGAAAGUUAGUGGGGGAGAUAAGAGUCUCCAGCUUCAGAGAUUUUUGCAGUUCGUUCCAGUCAUUGGCAGCAGAGAACUGGAAGGAAUGGCGGCCAAAGGAGGGGUUGGCUACGGGUGGGUGUUGCUAUGGUGACCAAUGAGCUAAGAUAAGGCGGGGAUUUGCCUAGCAGUGAUUUAUAGAUGACCUGGAGCCAGUGGGUUUGGCGACGAAUAUGUAGUGAGGACCAGCCAACGAGAGCAUACAGGUCACAAUGGUGGGUAGUAUAUGGGGCUUUGGUGACAAAACGGAUGGCACUGUGAUAGACUACAUCCAAUUUGCUGAGUAGAGUGUUGGAGGCUAUUUUGUAAAUGACAUCGCCAAAGUCAAGGAUCGGUAGGAUAGUCAGUUUUACGAGGGCAUGUUUGGCAGGAAGCCAAUUCUAGAUUUAACUUUGGAUUGGAGAUGCUUAAUGUGAGUCUGGAAGGAGAGUUUACGGUCUAACCAGACACCUAGGUAUUUGUAGUUGUCCACAUAUUCUAAGUCAGACCCGCCGAGAGUAGUGAUUCUAGUCAGGCGGGCGGGUGCAAGCAGUGUUCGAUUGAAGAGCAUGCAUUUAGUUUUACUAGCAUUUAAGAGCAGUUGGAGGCUACGGAAGGAGUGUUGUAUGGCAUUGAAGCUCGUUUGGAGGUUUGUUAACACAGUGUCGUGUCCAAUGAAGGGCCAGAUGUAUACAAAAUGGUGUCGUCUGCGUAGAGGUGGAUCUGAGAGUCACAAGCAGCAAGAGCGAUAUCAUUGAUAUACACAGAGAAUAGAGUCGGCCCGAGAAUUGAACCCUGUGGCACCCCCAUAGAGAAUGCCAGAGGUCCAGACAACAGGCCCUCCGAUUUGACACACUGAACUCUAUCUGAGAAGUAGUUGGUCAACCAGGCAAGGCAGUCAUUUGAGAAAUCAAGGCUAUUUAGUCUGCCAAUAAGAAUGCGGUGAUUGACAGAGUCGAAAGUGAAUCUCCACCGCCAUCAAUUACAAUAUCAUCCCAUGCAUCUGUGUUGUUACCACUGCAUUACAUAAUUUUAACAGCUGUUUCAAUUGAACUCAAAUUCAAAAGCGUCGCAAUUUUCUUAAGUCAGUAUCUUUCUGAUCUAUUUACAAUAUGUAUCUAUCAAUCUCUACUCAUUCAUAGGUAAUGAAGCAAAAUAAGACGUUUGAGUUCAUCCGUGCUUGCUCUGACUGCUACCUAAGGCCCAAUGCCCGAUACAGAGUGACCUUGGACCUCGAACAGGGCUUCAGCGUCCAUCCCAAGGUAAGAAAUUCCAUAAAGAAUGUUUUAUGUGUGUUAAUGACUGAUUUGAAGACAUGUCAUGAUCUACUGUGCUAUAAUGUAAUAGAAUCUAAGCUAAUAGGUAAGGAAAAGUGUGCAUGUUUGUUUACAGUGCCUCAUCCAUUGAAACAACACAGAUGUCAUUAUUGCGCCGCACCUGUCCUCUAUGACCAAUAACUCUGCUUUUUGUGUUAUAACUCACUAGGUUUUUCUCCUCCAGAUAUGCUUUAAAGUACAUUCUCUGUCAAAUGGGCAUAGAAUAUUUAGCCGUUUUGUCAGAAGGGAUUCUGUGUGACCUCCCUCUCUCUUUCUCUGUCAGGAGAAAGAUUUGCAUAUUCAUAAUGGCCCAGAUCAACAUGCCACAUUUACAGUCCUCUUGGACAGUAAAGUUACCAAAUUUAAGCUGAUGAUUCAGGAGUUCAAGAGGAUGGGGCAAAAGAAGGUGUGGAAACGCCAAUGGUUUGAACCGAUAUUGCUAAAGCCAGGUAACUGUUAUCUCACAUCUAUUUAUAGGCCUACAACUACCUUUCCCCUACCAGCAACUGAUUUUCAACAGAUUUUCAUCUACCUGCAAAUAAACACAAAACAUGUUAAUUUCCACUGUAUUUUGAAUAUUUUUGUUUUUUUCCAAAAGGAAGCAAUCUCACAGAGUCAGACUGGCUGCAUAAUCUGUGUCGCAUCCUGGAGCACCUGUCAACCAAGGAGUUCAAGAGGCUUAAGUGGCUAAUUAGAACCUCAAAUAAACUCCCACAGCCCAGUAUCUCCAAGAAUGACCUGGAGUGCUUGGAGGAGUGUCACGAGCUUGCAGAGCUAAUGGUAAAGAGCUGGGCGAUGAAUGGCUCCAUUUCAGCCACACGAUUUCUCAUGGAAGAACUGCCACGCAAAGACGAAACAGUGACAUCUUUGCUUCUGCCCUUCCUGGAGCAAUGUGGGGAGCUAAAGGUG